Ilyonectria robusta is the source of this 246-nucleotide messenger RNA. RefSeq lists its product as uncharacterized. The transcript has a single exon. Bases 1 to 246 code for a protein of 81 amino acids. The record is from RefSeq and is a predicted model, not a curated record. NCBI's taxonomy places the organism in Eukaryota, Fungi, Ascomycota, Sordariomycetes, Hypocreales, Nectriaceae.
AUGUCUUCCAGACAAGAAGGCACCUACUCCGUAUCCAACCCCAAUUCCCCGCCCACUCCAAUCGACCUGCCAACCUACUCCCGCUGCAUGUAUCAACACAUCAAGAGACAAAUGGAGGCUGUGUCCCGUUCGUCGCAUCUGCGCUCGCAACAUCCAAACCACACUCCGGCGCCGAUGCAAAACAGCACUUCGAGUCCGAACGAGGGAGGUUCAGGAAAACCCGCUGGAGGUCAGGAACUGCCGUGA